Gekko japonicus is the source of this 1569-nucleotide messenger RNA. RefSeq names its product G protein-coupled receptor kinase 5 (gene GRK5). Lineage: Eukaryota; Metazoa; Chordata; Lepidosauria; Squamata; Gekkonidae. Gene Ontology annotation, biological process: protein phosphorylation; regulation of signal transduction; signal transduction. Gene Ontology annotation, molecular function: ATP binding; G protein-coupled receptor kinase activity. The record is from RefSeq and is a predicted model, not a curated record. The transcript has 13 exons. Gene Ontology annotation, cellular component: cytoplasm. Bases 1 to 1494 code for a protein of 497 amino acids.
AUGAUUCAUGGGGGCUCCACCUCCGGGAUGAGCAUGAGUGUUGAAAUCUGCAAAUACCGGGAGUCCCCAGUUUAUGUAGCAGAAGUCAAUCGAGAUCUUCUCCAGCAGACAGAAGAAAAACUUGAAAACAGUCCCUGUAAAGAGCUGUUCUCACCUUGUGUAAAAUCUGUACAUGAGUAUCUAAGCGGAGAACCUUUUCAAGAAUAUAUGGGCAGCAUGUACUUUGAUAGAUUUCUCCAGUGGAAAUGGCUCGAAAGACAACCAGUAACGAAAAAUACGUUUAGGCAGUACAGGGUAUUAGGAAAAGGUGGUUUUGGGGAGGUAUGUGCUUGCCAAGUACGAGCAACUGGGAAAAUGUAUGCUUGCAAAAGAUUAGAGAAAAAAAGAAUAAAGAAGAGGAAAGGUGAAUCCAUGGCGCUAAAUGAAAAGCAGAUCCUAGAAAAAGUCAAUAGUAAAUUUGUAGUCAACUUAGCCUAUGCCUAUGAAACAAAGGAUGCGCUGUGUUUGGUUCUGACCAUAAUGAAUGGGGGUGACUUGAAGUUCCACAUAUAUAACAUGGGAAACCCAGGCUUUGAGGAGGAAAGAGCCUUGUUUUAUGCAGCCGAGAUUCUUUGUGGCUUAGAAGACUUGCAUAGAGAGCACACUGUGUACAGGGAUUUGAAGCCAGAAAAUAUUCUGUUAGAUGAUUAUGGUCAUAUCAGAAUAUCUGAUUUGGGUCUAGCUGUUAAAAUCCCUGAGGGUGACUCAAUCCGCGGACGGGUAGGAACAGUCGGUUAUAUGGCUCCAGAAGUCUUGAACAACCAACGAUACACACUUAGCCCUGACUACUGGGGAUUAGGUUGCCUGAUUUAUGAAAUGAUUGCAGGACAGUCACCGUUCCGUGGGCGGAAAGAGAAGGUGAAGCGAGAAGAGGUAGACAGGAGAGUCUUGGAGACGGAAGAGGUUUAUUCCCAUAAAUUCUCUGAAGAAGCAAAAUCCAUCUGUAAAAUGCUACUGACCAAAGAUGUGAAGCAGAGACUUGGUUGUCAGGGAGAAGGUGCAGCUGAAGUGAAGAGGCACCUGUUUUUCAAGAGCAUGAAUUUCAAACGCUUACAAGCAGGACUGGACCCUCCUUUUAUCCCUGAUCCUAGGGCAGUCUACUGCAAAGACGUCUUGGACAUUGAACAAUUUUCAACUGUCAAGGGAGUGAACCUGGACCAAACAGAUGAUGACUUUUAUUCCAAGUUUUCCACAGGCUGUGUCUCUAUUCCAUGGCAGAAUGAGAUGAUAGAAACAGAGUGUUUUAAAGAACUAAAUAUAUUUGGACCAAAUGGUACUGUCUCACCAGAUCUUAACAGAAACUACCCACCAGAACCACCUAAGAAAGGAUUGCUCCAUAGAAUAUUUAAACGCCAGCACCAGAACAAUUCCAAGAGUUCGCCAAAUUCAAAGGCCAGUUUAAAUCAUCAUAUAAAUUCCAACCAUGUAAGUUCAAAUUCCACUGGAAGCAGCUAGUUCUACCUGUUCUUUUGUGAACCUUCACUUCACAUCCUUCCACUAUACCAUAUGGAGCUUCAAGAAUGAGACAGC